This is a messenger RNA of Porites evermanni, 2327 nucleotides long. NCBI's taxonomy places the organism in Eukaryota, Metazoa, Cnidaria, Anthozoa, Scleractinia, Poritidae. The record is from the annotation of a GenBank genome assembly.
ACAUUCUCUUCACCAAUAACUGCUGUAUUUAAAACCACUAUCGGCCUGCUGGUGAAUAAAGAAAGAGAUAAACUGGCAGAAAAGUUGAAUGAGGGUGAUGUUACAGAUCAGAAAUUCCGCGGCCUGGUCGUCCGUGAAAUCGAUGAACUUAAGUCGAAGUUGGAUGGGCUAGCAAGAAAGGAUUUAUUAGCAAGUAUCAGUCUUUUUAAAGAAGGAAUCGAGCUGUUGUAUGAAGUGUUUGAAAGUGCCAGAUCCAGAACCGUGCAUCGCGCGGUAACUUCACACACACAAGCUACAGCCGAAACCAGAAUAGAUGAAACUGAAGAAUUGAAUAGUAAAUUGGAGCAAACUGCAUUGGAUGAAUCAGCUACGAAGAAGCUUAGCAAAGCGUUGGAGAAAUUUAAUGAAGCUCGUCUGGAAGCAAUGAAAGCUUUUAGUGAUGAAGCUUUGGACUUACCUGAUCGCCUGUUAGCUAUGCAAUAUCGACUGAUGGCUACGAUACUGAGCGCAGUUGACAAUCCUACUGACGCAUUAGCAGCUUGCAGAGUGUACCUUGACGAGUUGCACCAACUGCCAGCUGUUAAAGAAUAUUUCAAAAUUGAGUUGGAAAGAGGAGUAAGAUUAAGAGUUCGAUUUAAUAAAGAAAAACGAAGGCAAAUAAUUUUUUCCGUCUGUCACGUAAAUCGUGUGAUCCAUGAUGUCAUGCAAGUGCUUGAAAUUCGAAAUCUGUGGACGUUGCCUUUGGUUGAUACGGGGAAAGAGGAAGUGGAUCCACUGCGGGAUGGAAGAGUUGUUGACGCNAAAUCGAUGAACUUAAGUCGAAGUUGGAUGGGCUAGCAAGAAAGGAUUUAUUAGCAAGUAUCAGUCUUUUUAAAGAAGGAAUCGAGCUGUUGUAUGAAGUGUUUGAAAGUGCCAGAUCCAGAACCGUGCAUCGCGCGGUAACUUCACACACACAAGCUACAGCCGAAACCAGAAUAGAUGAAACUGAAGAAUUGAGUAGUAAAUUGGAGCAAACUGCAUUGGAUGAAUCAGCUACGAAGAAGCUUAGCAAAGCGUUGGAGAAAUUUAAUGAAGCUCGUCUGGAAGCAAUGAAAGCUUUUAGUGAUGAAGCUUUGGACUUACCUGAUCGCCUGUUAGCUAUGCAAUAUCGACUGAUGGCUACGAUACUGAGCGCAGUUGACAAUCCUACUGACGCAUUAGCAGCUUGCAGAGUGUACCUUGACGAGUUGCACCAACUGCCAGCUGUUAAAGAAUAUUUCAAAAUUGAGUUGGAAAGAGGAGUAAGAUUAAGAGUUCGAUUUAAUAAAGAAAAACGAAGGCAAAUAAUUUUUUCCGUCUGUCACGUAAAUCGUGUGAUCCAUGAUGUCAUGCAAGUGCUUGAAAUUCGAAAUCUGUGGACGUUGCCUUUGGUUGAUACGGGGAAAGAGGAAGUGGAUCCACUGCGGGAUGGAAGAGUUGUUGACGCACUGACGAAACAAGGCCUGAAGCACUCUUCUGUACUAUGGUCAUUUGGUCAAGAGGAGGACAGACUGAACGAGCCGGUUGGUAUCGCUACGAACACCAAGCAACACUUCCUUAUAGCAGACAAUUGGCCAGGCCGAACCCUGUCUUGGGUUAAUACGUGUACUCAUGUGAAGGUGUUUGAUAACAACGGAAAGUAUGUUUUCAGUUUUUUACCUAGAUUUGAUUACGCUGAUGUAGAAGUAGAAGUAAAUGUUUGGGAUAUCGCCACUUGCUCGGAGGACAUGGACGACAAGAUCUAUCUACUCGUCACGCUGAAGAAGCGUGUGGCUCUUGAACAAAAGAUGGAAGUUCAGGUUUUUAAUAAUACCGCUGAACUGCAGCACAAGUUUCUGGUGAGGAACAGUUCAGUUUUAUCUCUGCGGGGCAGACUUCAACUAACAGUGAGCAGGAAAAAAGUGCUGAUGUUGAAAGCAAACGCUAUUGAUGUUUAUGAGCUCAGUGGCGAGUUCCUUGGUAGAUUAGGCGAUGGAGUAUUCAAGGAUGCAACGGAUAUCAGUGCUACUUGUGAUGGUCGCAUCACGAUUUUAGACCAAGGUGAUUCCAGCGUUUACGUUUUCACUGAAGAGGGUCGACAGCUUGCCAAAUUUAAUAUCGGCAUCGAUGAAGAUGACGAUUAUUUCAUUGCACAUCACCCUACGGGUGAGCACCUCGUCGUUGCUUCCUUUAAACAAAAGACAAAUCGCCUGAGGCUGGCUAUAUACACUGUAAAGGGCGAACUCGUUCGAAAAAUUCCAAUUCAACUCGAUGAAACAGUACGCGAACUAAAAGGAAUUACAGUGACCGUGAAGGGUAACAUUGCAGUG